Messenger RNA from Toxotes jaculatrix (banded archerfish), 1011 nucleotides. RefSeq names its product motor neuron and pancreas homeobox 2b (gene mnx2b). Lineage: Eukaryota; Metazoa; Chordata; Actinopteri; Toxotidae. Gene Ontology annotation, molecular function: DNA-binding transcription factor activity, RNA polymerase II-specific; DNA binding. Gene Ontology annotation, biological process: regulation of DNA-templated transcription. The record is from RefSeq and is a predicted model, not a curated record. The transcript has 3 exons. The coding region runs from base 1 to 1011 and encodes 336 amino acids.
AUGGAGAAAUCGAAAAACUUCAGAAUUGACGCCUUGCUCGCUGAUGAGACCAACCGGGGAAACCGAGACCUCUCACCGGGUCUGAGCAGCGACAGCCCUACGGGCAGCCCGGUCUCCUGUCGCCGUGCGGACACCCCGUCUCCACGGGCCUCACAACUUCAGACCGGAAUAAUCCCCAAGCCGGGUGUUCUAAAUCUCCCGCAUCCAGGACUUGCUUCGCUACCCCAGGGGGCGAUUCCCGGCAUGUAUCCUGCACCCAUGUACCCAUUAUCGGCGUUGGGUGGCCAACACCCCGCGUUCGCAUACACCGGUUUCACACAACUAACACAGACCUACCCAGAGCACCUGAAGGCAGCUGCCAUGGCGGGAUCUUUGCCCCUCGAGCACUGGAUCCGCGCCGGGAUCAUGAUGCCACGACUGCCAGAUUACAGCUCGGGCCCUCAGUCUGGUCUGUUGGGGAAGUGCCGGAGGCCCCGAACCGCCUUCACCAGUCAGCAGCUCCUGGAGCUCGAGAACCAAUUCAAACUCAACAAGUACCUGUCCAGACCCAAACGCUUUGAAGUGGCCACCUCACUCAUGCUGACCGAGACACAGGUCAAGAUCUGGUUCCAAAAUCGGAGGAUGAAGUGGAAGCGCAGUCGGAAGGCGAAGGAGCAGGCCACAGCGUCGGCCCAGUCUGAGGCAGAGCGGCUACGCAGCGGAGGAAAAACAGCCAAUAACAAAACUGACGAGAGCAGACGACCUGUGAAUCCAGAUGACGGAGGGAUAGAUCUUGACAUGGAGGAUGGAGAAGAGGAAGAAGACGAGGAAGACGAGGAGGAGGAGGAAGAGGAGGAAGCCCGGCAUGGUUUUCCCAUUGCUAUGGGUAAUGGCGUUGGGGUGCCACGAUCCACAGACUUCUUGCAGCGUGUCACCGAUGUUGGCUACCAUCCCCACAGCCCUUUCUCUGAUGAGGAGCUGGAGGGGGUGCAAGUAGGAGGAGGUGACAGGAAGAUUGGGGCAGGACUGUGA